Molecule: messenger RNA, 1221 nt
Organism: Aspergillus calidoustus
Lineage: Eukaryota; Fungi; Ascomycota; Eurotiomycetes; Eurotiales; Aspergillaceae
Source: the annotation of a GenBank genome assembly
AUGACAGCAUUGCGCGAAGACAACAGAUCCGUCGCACCACUCGACGCGAACAUAGGCGUCACCCGCAGAUUCGAAGAUGGCCUGAUACUGCAUGAUCCGAAUCGAGACCUCUUCACAGCAGAUGUUCUUUCGGAGUCCGCGGCCGGUCUCCCAUGGCCAUACGACGGCACCGAACCAACCCUACCCGAGUCCGUCCCUAAAGCAGACGAAAGCUUGAACAUCUUUCUCAUCUUCCAGACCACCCCAGAUGAGCGUCAAACAAUACAAUCCGCAAUCCAGCAAGCUGUAGACCAGGCCCAAGCGUCUCAAAUCCAUUGCGAAACGAAACCAACUGUCCAUCUCAUACAAUGGGAGCACAAUUGCUCCCCAUCCCGUCACGAUAUCAUCCGCAUGUGGGCAACGUACACGCAACAUUUCAACCGCACGGACAGCAUGCACUUUCUCGAGUUCCUAUCGGAGACGGAUGUCUCAAAAGCGCAGUUUAUAACAAUCUACGACAACGAGUCCUACCCACUCAUAAUAGCCCGAAACAGCCUAGAUGCCGUAGUAGAAGAAGCCCUUGGCUCCAGCACACGACUCUCGCACGUCGACUCUAUGCAUUUCUCCCAGUUAUCAGAUAUUGAGCUCCUUCAUCCCCCGGACACAUCAUUCGCGCCAAAUCCCUUCCCCUGGAAGUCCCCAGACCGCCGCGCGAUUAAACGCAACCUCAAAUCAGAGAUCCAAACCAUCACCUACGCCGACUUAGACGGCGAGCUUAAAGUCUGCUGCUUCGUUCCAUGGACACCUACGCCCUACUUCCCAGCGCUGAAUGCGCCCAACGACAACGGGUUAGUCGCACGCAUCUGGUCCAUCCUCUUCGAGAUGCAGAAUUACAAACUCGCAGACCCAGAAUUCUACAUUGAGCCACCCUACUUCUUCAUCGAUGCGCAGUCAGAAUUCGACCAGACCGUUAUCGCCAUGUACACAGACAGGUACUCCGACCUCUCAGCGCUCGUAAACGAGACGGAGACUGAGUCUGCGCACGAUAUCCUUUCGGAUAUCACGGAUCCUCCGAUAAGUGGAUUCAUGUAUGGACGGACUCGGGGUCAAUACGCGCACAACUUGUCUGCGAAUCUGAGUAUCGCGAAUAUGGGCUUUGAGGAGUUUUUCGAGGGCAGGGAGGAAGAGAUUGUCAGAGUGAGUGGCCCGAGGUUGUCCGGACUAAUGGCGGGGGAGGAAUAG